Molecule: messenger RNA, 777 nt
Organism: Phalaenopsis equestris
Lineage: Eukaryota; Viridiplantae; Streptophyta; Magnoliopsida; Asparagales; Orchidaceae
Exons: 1
Coding region: 30-644 (204 amino acids)
Source: RefSeq, a predicted model, not a curated record
CUACCUUUCACGAUCCCCGUCUAAUCUACAUGGUUGUGGCUUUGGGACCCGGGAAGUUCUAUGGGAGCAGUCUCCCUCGACCGCGCUUCUUCUCCGACGUCAAGCUGAACGACGUGCGCGUGGAUCCUCCUGUGCCUGUCAUGGAUCCUCUCCUCUCCUGGGCCAAUGAAGCGCACUGGUCGAUGGGCGGACUCAGUUUCCAGCGCAAUCGCCUCCAGGGCCGCAUCGAGGGAUCCAUCAAGAAGCUCAGGGUGCAGCAAGAUCGUACUCGCAGAAAGAAGGCUGGCGAUAAGAUUCGUAGCUUCGGCGUGAAACCUUCCUCACUGAAAUCUCUUGAUUCGGAGCAGACCAAGUCUUCAGAAGAGGUCGCUCCCGUUACACCAUCACCGCCUCCGAAGAAGAAGAGGGCGAGAAAGCUGAUGGACGAAUUUGAGAAGGUUGCUGUUGAGGAGAAGAGCAAGAGUGUUCGGAGUGAGGAGAUGGAUAGUGUUUCUCCGGAGAAGAUGGAGAAUAGGGAGGUCGAAAUUAGUGUUUCCUCUCGCACUCGUAGCCGGAGAUGGCCAGCUGGGCAGAAGGGGAGUGCUGGUGGCAGUGCUGCCGGCGCUAUAGUUCGUCGGAUUUCGCCGAGGAAGUUGUUGACUUGAGUUGCACUUCUCUAUUUGUUUUUUUUUUUUUUUGUUUGAACUUCAGUUUUUUAAUGUGGUGGUAUUAUUUGAUUGUAGAUCAAUUAUAUUCGGUCUUUGUACCUGAGAAGCGUUAGUUUCUUCUUGCAAUAUA